Molecule: messenger RNA, 2133 nt
Organism: Ooceraea biroi (clonal raider ant)
Lineage: Eukaryota; Metazoa; Arthropoda; Insecta; Hymenoptera; Formicidae
Gene: Lsm11
Product: U6 snRNA-associated Sm-like protein LSm11
Biological process (GO): mRNA 3'-end processing by stem-loop binding and cleavage
Cellular component (GO): U7 snRNP
Molecular function (GO): U7 snRNA binding
Source: RefSeq, a predicted model, not a curated record
UCACUGGAGGCUCAGUGUUUCCCUCCCAUGUUGCCGGAGUACACGCACGAGUUAUUUUAUUAUGUUAUUUAUUACUUUUGAGGUCUCAUAACAUGUACGGUCAUUAUUAAUAACGGGAGAAAGUUGGUGCAAAAGUGCAAGAGCGUAUCGAAGUGCAAGUGACACGAAUGAACGUACCGAUGGCCGAUGACAGUAGCGAAACGUCAGAUGAAAGUUUGGACGCGACAAGUGAGAAAUUCGAUCCGCUGAAAGCUUUGUACUCGUCGAAAGUGCAAUUGUCGUCGACCAAUGUGCCGAUCUACGACAAUAUCGCAAAAUUCGAGAGCGUCUUGAAGGGCAUCUGUCACACGCAGACUAAAAGAGACGAGCCCGUCGCGGAGAAAGUCCCGAAACGAAGAUUUUUACCGCAUCAAGCACCAGUGACCACAACGAGACGUGACCCAAAGAAUGUAUUGUCGAAAAUGCAAAAGGUUCUCGGCCCGUUGGAAAUGCUCUACCAAUGCAUGGAGAACAGAAUGCGCAUCAGGGUCUACACCAGAAACGCGCGUGGCAUAAGGGGACACGUGGAGGCAUACGUGGCCGCCUUCGACAAGUUCUGGAAUCUCGCAUUGGAGGACUGCUUUGAGACCUGGUCCCGCAAAGUCAAGAGGAAAGCACCCGCAUUAGUGCUUCGUAACAGUAGAAAGACUGAUGAUAGAAAGGUAAAUUAACGCUGCAAAGAAGCGACUGCGGAUGCUGAUAUUACUUAAAGCUGCAACUUAUGUCAGCCAUUAUGUAAAGUAUUCAACUGUAAUGAUCAAGAAUACAUUAUACUUUUUAAUGCAAAGUUUUUACGCAGAAAAGACGUGAUAGCCUUCGCGCUCCGUGUAUAUUUUAUCAAACCAGUGCAGAACCUGUUUCUACAGAUUUUCGAAGAUAAUAAAAAAAUAAGCUGCCUGAGAUUUUCGAAAUUUACACGCGCGAUGGCGUAACGUCGAAAAGAUGGAUUUGCGAAUUGUACGCGAUUAAAAUUUAUGAGCGACUCAAUUUGUCACCAAUUACAGAUUAACGCAGUAAUAACCACUCUCAGUAUAUAAAUAUGCAGAUGCACAAUAUAAUGGUAUUGUGCAACGCAUAAAUCACAAGUACCGCACACUUCUCGACAGGCGCGAUAGAAAGGAGACGGCUGAUCGAGUAUUCUCGUUUCCUCGCACGCGUGCAGGUUUUUGCGUCUUGAUACUAUGCGCCGCGAGAGAAAUCAAGAUGCUAAUCGAAUCGAGUGAUAAAAGGCAGUGGUGAACUCGGUAAUCCCCGACAUCUGCGCAAGAAUGACACAGCCCUAAGGAAAAAUUCCAUACGCACCGCGAUACGCGUUUUGAUGAAGGACUGAUUUACCUCGCGGAAAAGUUCCACUUGGAAUCUUCAAAGGCGCGCGCAUAUUGGCUUAUCGUACAAUCGACACGUAUCGGUUAUAAAUAAUUCAACAGCUUUCAUACUUUUCACGUAAAUGUACAAGCAUGGCAUACAAAGUUAAAUUUUACAUGCUCUUUUUAUAAACUCCAUUUUUAUAAAGUGGAUGUUUCGAUCACAAAAAUUUUCAUCGCGCAAAUGAAAUUUCGCCAAAAUGAAAUUAUCAGAACUUUUCAGGAAGAAAAUUGAAGAACCUUUUUUUGGUAGAAAAUAUUUUGUAUAAAAGUUCUCUGAUAAAUAUCGUUUGAUUUAAGAAAUAUGAAUGCAUGUGUUGGCUAUUUUAAAAUUAUCGGAUCUCGAUAUAGCUUGUAUGACGCUUAACGGAACUAAAAACCGCGAAUUUGUCUUUUAGUUUACCUCGCUGUCCGCUUGCCAGCUGGCAUCGUCGAUACGGAAUGACGGCGACAAUUUGUCAUUGGAUCAGGGCUGCAGUAAUCGGCACAGUCACUUAAAAUUAUAAAACUCUCUAACACACUCUAAUGUUUUUUUCAUUUCUAUAAUUUGCUCCAUGUACUUAAUUAUCCUUUUUCUUAAUGCAAACUGCGCUUCGACUAAAUAUAAUAUAAAUAAUUCUUAAGUCUUAGUCGCAAAAGUGUAUUAAUUUAUUUAUUUUGAAGAAUAUCGAUUCAGAUUCCGUGUUGUCAUAAAAAUCCAGAAAAUAUACAUACCUACGUCUUGAAACCA